Molecule: messenger RNA, 2492 nt
Organism: Anopheles cruzii
Lineage: Eukaryota; Metazoa; Arthropoda; Insecta; Diptera; Culicidae
Product: ATP-binding cassette subfamily G member 4
Exons: 7
Coding region: 1-1860 (619 amino acids)
Cellular component (GO): plasma membrane
Molecular function (GO): ATP hydrolysis activity; ABC-type transporter activity; ATP binding
Source: RefSeq, a predicted model, not a curated record
AUGAAAGACGUCGAGUUUCAAGACAUCGAGUAUGCGGUCAACGUACGCAAAAGUUUCCUGAGUGAAAGCCACAAACGAACGAUACUGAAGGGUGUCAGUGGCGUGUUCCGGCAUGGACAAUUAACGGCCAUUAUGGGACCCUCCGGGGCAGGCAAGAGCAGUUUGCUGAACGCAAUUUCUGGCUACCGCAAAUCCGGCGUGCAGGGCACGGUGCACAUGAACAAGAAGGCUUCGUGCUACAUCACGCAAGAGGAUCACCACCAGCCGAUGCUGACGGUCGAGGAGCUGAUGCGGAUCGCCUGUCGGCUGAAGAUUAAGGAGCAGACCGACGGCCAGUCGGAAACGAUCGCCGAGGUACUGGCGAACCUGAACCUGAACCACCGACGGAACGUGACGGCCGAGCGGCUGAGCGGUGGCGAACGGAAGCGACUCUCGAUCGCACUGGAGAUGGUCGCCAACCCGUCGGUCUUCUUUCUGGACGAACCGACGAGCGGGCUGGACGAGGUGACGGCGGCCAACUGUAUCCGGAUGCUGCGCGAUCUGGCCCGCCAGGAGCGCACGGUCGUGUGCACGAUCCACCAGCCGUCGGCCAGCAUCUUCGCGCUGUUCGAUCACAUCUACGUGAUCGCCCGGGGACAGUGCGUAUACCAGGGCAAUCCGAAGGCGCUCGUGCCCUUCUUGGCCCACAUGAACAUCGAGUGCCCGAGGCACUACAAUCCGGCAGACUUUAUAAUCGAAAUCUGUGAUAGUGACACCCAGGAGAUCAUUCCGACGCUGGCGGACGCAAUGCAGAACGGGAAGUCGAUCUGUUGCGAACAACAACAACAGCUGCCCAGCGGCCCCGGGUCCGCCGGUCCAGCUUCGAUCUCCUCACACACCGAACCGUCGUCGCUGGAGCCGGUCGGCGAGUUUGUGCUGAAACCGACCGUCACCUCGAUGAUCCUCGAUCCGCGGCAGGGGCCGCACGUCAGCACGCUGGUGCAGAAGAUGAAACAGAUCACGCGCUUCUUCCACAACCGCCACGCCGUGUCCGGGUUCGUUCAGUUCUGGGUACUGUUCCGAUUGAUGUGGACGAAGAUCAUCCGCAACCGGACGGUGCUGUGGAUUCAACUGAUCCACCACAUCGCGUGCGGCAUCUUCAUCGGUCUCAUCUUCCUCAACGCUGCCAACGACGGAGCCCGAAUGUUCGAUCAUCUGAAGUUUUGCCUCGGUGUGUGCUUCUUCUUCUGCUACACGCAGAUAAUGGUCCCGGUUCUGAGUUAUCCCCGCGAGGUGAAGCUGGUGAAAAAGGAGUGCUUCAACCGCUGGUACGGUCUGUUCCCGUACUAUCUUGCCCUGACGCUGUCCCGGUUACCGGUGCAGCUGCUGCUCAACAUUGUGUUCACCGUGCUUGUCUACUGGUUGUCCGGAUUGCCUCCGGAGUUCUACCGGUACUGCCUGUUUGCGCUCGUCGGAAUCAUUGUGUCGCUGUGUGCCGAAGGAUUCGGUCUCAUGAUCGGCGCCACCUUCAACGUUAUGAACGGAUCCGCCAUCGGUCCGUUAACGAUUGCACCGUUCCUCGGGUUGGCCAUCUACGGGUUCGACUUUGCCCCGCAAAUCCCGCUCUUCAUGCAAUGGCUGAUGCGUGUGUCCUUCAUCCGGGGCGGCGUCGUGUCGGUGGUUCUGGUCGUGUUCGGCUACAACCGGGCCCGGCUGGACUGCAACGAGAUGUACUGCCACUUUGACGACCCGAAAGUGCUGCUGCACUACGUGCGAAUCGACAACACGACGCUCCUGUUCGAGCUGGGCAUUCUCGUCACGAUGACCCUGUUCUACCGAUUGGUGUGCUACCUCAGCCUGCGGCGAAGGUUCUACAAGUGACGGGGCAGUGGAGGGGAGUGGCCCCACCUAAUCAUCCGUGUGAUGCUUUUUGGCUAUUUUCAAUUAAAAGUUCAGAAGGGCGAACAGGACCAAUCAAUCUGUAAGACUUGACUAUCAGUUCCGUAGACGGUAGGCGACGAGGUGUAUAGAUGUUUUGGCUAGGCUAGGCUUAAGGUAACAACAGGCGAAAGGGAACUCUUUAAUUGUGGAAUCCAAAGUAUGGCCAAUGCAGUUUACCUCUUUUCCACCAUUUCAAUCCGGUAACAGUGAAUAGCUUUCUGUAGGUAUGUAGUGCAUUACACAUUCCCUAGUUUAUAGUAGAGGAAAGAGGAUUACUUGUGUUUUUUACAAACGAACGAAAGAGAGCAUUGUCCAGGACAACGCGUAGGAAAGCGGCCACCGUGUGUAGCGUGUCGCGCUCCGCUUUAGCUACGCUCAUGAUAUUUCGUGUACCCUUUCGUUUUUGGCUCACUCUAUUAGUGUUUAAACUCGGCAACAAAUGUAUUGUUUUGGAAGGGAUAGCGAAUAGUGAUAACUAUACUUUUUUAUAGCGAAACAAAAAGUGAAACAAACCGUGUACUUAUGAAAAACAAAUCUCAAAAUUAAUAAACUGACGAAUCGAGUGCGAAAUU